Molecule: messenger RNA, 681 nt
Organism: Morchella sextelata
Lineage: Eukaryota; Fungi; Ascomycota; Pezizomycetes; Pezizales; Morchellaceae
Exons: 5
Coding region: 1-681 (226 amino acids)
Source: RefSeq, a predicted model, not a curated record
AUGGAUACCUCGGAGAAUCUGCUCACGCACGAGGAGAUCUGGGACGACUCAACACUGGUCAAUGCCUGGGAUGAGGCUCUGAAUGAAUAUAAGAAAUACCACAGUAUCGAUGCUACAGGGGAGAACAAAGCAAAGAUCCUGCGCGAAGCAGAGGAGGCAGAAAUGCAGGACGCGCCGAGCAUGAACCGGGAAGUCAUUGAGUACCAGCCCUCGAUCGAGGAUAUAGAGGACGACGCAAUGGAGCACGAGGAGGCUGCUGCGCCCCACGUUAAGGUUGAGGUUGAAACAGCCGGACAGCAGGAUCAGGGAAACCAUGAGCAGGUCUCAGAUACCAUUACCAAGAGCACGGAUGACCAGCGACCCCCCACCACCACCGCAACGACCGCCCAAGAAAAGAGUCCUACCGCCCAGGAACAGGAUGCUGCCGCCCAGGAACUGAGUGCCGCUGCCCAAGCCCAGAGCGAGGCACACGCACGAAUACAAAGCCAUCUGGAUGCGCAAGCAGCUCUCCAAUCAGCGCCACCACCGUUUCCGAUGAAGUCUCCGGGCGAUAUGAAGGGCCAGGAUAACGAGGCGUUGAGGAAUCUAAUGAUGUCCUGGUACUUUGCCGGUUACUACACGGGAUUGUACGAAGGGCAGCAGCAGGCACAGCAGCAGCAGAAUGGGGGUCAACAGCCAUAA